GACACACAAGAUGCUGUUUAGCAGUCACCUUCGAUCUUAAUGUUGUUAGUUUAAAUUUUCAUUAAACAUGGCGGCUUCCAUGCGAUUGUCACGUGCGGUUACUCUACUUUUACGUCGGUCGGAUAAUUUUCGACGAGUUCCUCAACCUACAACUUCUUCGUUACUUGCCAAAUGUCAAACGUCCAAUACUAAUCAUUCUUUGAAUCGCUUUAUAUGUACAACACAAUUCCUUAAGAAUGAACAGCAGACCAAAGCUGUUCCAGAGAAAAGAGAGUUUCAGGCUGAAACUCGAAUGCUCCUGGACAUUGUGGCAAAGUCUCUGUAUUCUGAGAAAGAGGUUUUUGUACGAGAACUGAUAUCCAAUGCCUCUGAUGCAUUGGAAAAGUUUCGCUACCUGUCCCUUAUUGGGACACCCUUGGAAAACAGUCAAAGGCCAUUGGAAAUCAAAAUCACUGCAGAUAAAGAAGCCAAGACAUUGACCAUCCAGGAUGAUGGCAUCGGUAUGAACAAAGAAGAAGUGAUCAACAAUUUGGGAACAAUUGCUAGAUCAGGUUCAAAGGCUUAUAUAGAGCAAUUGAAAAGCAAAGGCGGAGCACCAGACUCGGUAUCGAAUAUCAUCGGUCAAUUUGGUGUCGGCUUUUAUUCGGCAUUUAUGGUCGCCGAUAAAGUUGAUGUGUUUACCAAGUCAUCACAACCUGGCAGCGUAGGAUUGCACUGGAGCUCAGACGGUACUGGAACAUACGAGCUGUCAGAAGAUGACUCAGUUGAAGCUGGAACAAAAAUUGUCAUUCAUCUUAAAAGUGAUUGCACCAACUUUUCUCAGGAAGACUCAAUCAAGGACAUUAUCCAACGAUACAGCAAUUUCGUGGGUAGCCCGAUUUCUGUUAAUGGAACAGUCGUCAAUACAGUUCAGCCAUUGUGGUUGAUGGAACCCAAAGAGGUGACAGCUGUCCAACACGACGAAUUCUACCGGUUCAUUUCCGAUUCUUACGAUCGCCCGCGUUUCAUUCUCCAUUACAAAACCGAUGUUCCUCUCAACGUCCGCGCUCUCAUCUACUUCCCUGAGGGCAAACCUGGGUUGUUUGAAAUGAGUCGAGAAUCCGACGCCGGAUUGGCACUUUAUUGUCGGCGUGUCUUGAUCAAGAACAAAGCCGAGGAUCUUCUCCCCAAAUGGCUUCGAUUCUGCAAAGGUGUAGUUGAUUCGGAAGACAUUCCGCUCAAUCUUAGCCGUGAAUUGCUCCAAGAAGGUGCUCUCAUCCGGAAACUGCGGACAGUGUUGACCAACAGAAUACUUCGAUUCUUGCACGACAAGUCACAAAAGGCCAAGGAAGAAUACGAACGUUUCUACCGUGAUUACGGCAUCUUCCUUAAAGAAGGAAUUCUUUCUUCUACCGAACAAUUGGAAAAGGAAGAGAUUUCCAAACUGUUGAGAUACGAAUCUUCUCAACUACCCCCUGGUGAAAAAGUCAGCAUCGCAGAAUAUUGCAGCCGUAUGAGAGCGGGACAGAGGGAUAUUUAUUAUUUAGCCGCUCCCAGUCGAGCAUUAGCCGAGUCUUCUGCUUACUAUGAGGCAAUGAAGAAGCGAGAUGUUGAAGUCUUAUUUUGUUUUGAGCCCUACGAUGAACUAGUUUUGCUCCAGUUGCGGGAAUUUGAUCGCAAACAAUUGACGUCCGUCGAAAAGGACAUGCGACAAGAUUCGGGUGCGGAUAAAUCCACAGAUGCUGAUGCUGAAAAGACUGGUCUGGAUAGCAAAGCGACUGAAGAGAUCAUCACCUUUUUGUCGGCAACCUUAUCCGGCCGAGCCUCAAAGGUUAAAGUGACUCGCAAAUUGGAAUCCCACCCUUGUGUCGUCACCGUCGAAGAAAUGGGCGCUGCCAGACAUUUUGUCCGCACCCAGUCACAAGCUGUACCUGAAGAACAGCGCUACAAGAUGCUUCAACCACAGCUGGAAAUCAAUCCAAAGCAUCCAAUCAUCACAAAGAUGCACAAGUUGAAAGAUGAGAAUCCAGCUUUGGCAUCUUUGCUUGCUAACCAGCUCUUUGCUAACGCUAUGGUGUCGGCUGGCCUAGUGGACGAUGCCCGGCCUGUUGUUGCCAAUAUGAACGAAUUGUUAACUAUGGCCCUGGAGAAAUACUAAGCAAAACGUGUCCCCCAUUUAGCAGCCAUUGUGUUCUUUCUAGUUACCGUUAAAUAAAGUCAUUUCGUCUUGUAAAAAAAGAAA
Messenger RNA from Daphnia pulex (common water flea), 2221 nucleotides. It is a transcript of the gene Trap1, whose product is annotated as heat shock protein 75 kDa, mitochondrial-like. Gene Ontology annotation, cellular component: mitochondrial inner membrane. The coding region runs from base 68 to 2137 and encodes 689 amino acids. The transcript is spliced from 13 exons. Gene Ontology annotation, molecular function: ATP binding; ATP-dependent protein folding chaperone; ATP hydrolysis activity. Lineage: Eukaryota; Metazoa; Arthropoda; Branchiopoda; Diplostraca; Daphniidae. The record is from RefSeq and is a predicted model, not a curated record. Gene Ontology annotation, biological process: protein folding.